GCUUCAUCUCCACAGGCAAGGGGAGGUCACUGUCAAGGACGAAAAAAAAAACGAUGGACGAGGAGAGUUUUUAGUGCGACGAAAUGGCAGAAAGUGCUUCCUCGACCAGAGAAGUUGAAACUUCUGGAUUCAAUCUUGAAGCUGUGCUUGCGGAGUCGAUGAUCGUGUUCCAAUGUGAAUCUUGCCGUUCCAUCUUGGGGGACUCUACUAAAUGGCUUGCAGCUUACGAAGCUCUGGAGGCAUUUACACUGAGUGCUGUAACUAACAAUGUGAGCUGUGGGGAAGUGCUUCAUCACUCAGACAGUGUUCAUGAUGCAGGCAGCUCUUAUCACCUUCUCAUCUGUCAACUUUGCAAAACAGAGAUUGGACGGUACUACGUGACUACACCACGGCAGCUUGACCACCUUCGUGGCAACUUUACGCUUUAUGUUGCAAUGGUGACUAGGUAUCAGUUGGGCAAUGCAGGGACAAAACGGAUAUCUAAAGAUUGCAAUGAUCCCCCCUUACUCUUUGAGCUUGCAGACAGGUGCUUUAAGAUUCAACACCUGGUUGUGAUGCUGAAUGCCCGCCUGACUAACGUGGAAAAAUGCCUGACUGCUGAUGGUGAUGAAGAGGAAGACAGCAAGAUCAGCAGGUAAAACCUGAGCACUCAGGUCCUUUUGUGGAAGUGAGGAGAACAUUACUCUGAAAAAUAAGAUGGCUGAACAUUGUAAGUGUUUUUUAUGUCUUGUCAAGACCACUAUUGUUUAGAAAAAAGUUUGUUGAUGGUAAAAGUGUAUUUGUACUAUCACAUGAUCGUGUGUUCAUUCAGGUUGAUGUUUAUGACUCCUUGAAUAAUUGGACCUCAAAGUCUUGAUGGUACAGUAAUGAAAUGUUUAAGAGUCAAGCUGGAUGGUCAGUUGAUCAAAACACAGCUUGAUAGGACCUCCCAUUUAUUUUCAUUUGUAUUGUUUUGCAGAAUUUUCUGUUUGUACUUUUUUGUACUUUAGGGAAACAGACAACUGAGUAGUUAGAGUACUGGCUUCGGGACCCAGUGGUGCACAGAGUUUCAUAUCUGUACAUUACAGCAACCUUUCACUUGUGGACCCCACUGUUCAGAAUGGGUUUGUGAAUAAACAGAGGGUUGAGGGAAGCUAUGGCAGUGAGGGAGGGGAAAGAGCGCCACUCUCACAAAAAGCUGGCACCAGGAAAAGUGAGAUGUCUAACACCUCACUCUGCAACAACUGAAAGGCUAUGGGACGAUAUUAUAAACUUUUUUCUCUCUUUCUUAUGGAGGGGUAAUUGUAUUUAUGAGCUUGAUUGUAGUAUUACACACAUGAAAUGCAUGUAACAAUUGUUUUAUGAGAUUCUUUCAGAGAAACGUGAGGAUAAAGUUGUUUUACAAAUAAAUCCAGGUCUCUUGUUUCUUA
Messenger RNA from Pomacea canaliculata, 1409 nucleotides. Its product is annotated as protein Mis18-alpha-like. Lineage: Eukaryota; Metazoa; Mollusca; Gastropoda; Architaenioglossa; Ampullariidae. The transcript has 4 exons. Bases 84 to 638 code for a protein of 184 amino acids. The record is from RefSeq and is a predicted model, not a curated record. Gene Ontology annotation, cellular component: chromosome, centromeric region; nucleus; chromatin. Gene Ontology annotation, biological process: CENP-A containing chromatin assembly; chromosome segregation.